Molecule: messenger RNA, 2418 nt
Organism: Triticum aestivum (bread wheat)
Lineage: Eukaryota; Viridiplantae; Streptophyta; Magnoliopsida; Poales; Poaceae
Exons: 1
Coding region: 212-1393 (393 amino acids)
Molecular function (GO): protein binding
Source: RefSeq, a predicted model, not a curated record
UAAACUGAUGUCCGCUCUAUUUGUGAUCUAUUUUUUUGUCCUAAUUUUUCUUUCUUAUUGUUACAUUAUAUACUUAUGAGAGCUUAGAUGUGACAUCCUUAAAAAAACAUCUAGAUGUGAAUUAGACAAAACUGGUCAUGUAUUGGAACGGACUCGUCCUCAGAUCGAUCGCUCUGUUCAAAGAGGACGCAGCCGCACGUAUCCCACGACGAUGGCCGCGUCGGGAGGCUGGUCCGGCGGGUGCACAUGGCCGGACCUCCAGCCGGAGAUAUUGGGCGUCGUGCUCUCGCGGCUGCCGUCGCACGCCGACCGCGUCCGCCUCGCCGCCGUCUGCCGCCCAUGGCGCUCCAGCGCGCGGCUGCUGCGUCCGCUACCCCCGCUACUCCCGUGGCUCGCCCUCUGCGAUGGCACCUUCCUCAGCCUCCCCGACGGCGCCGUGCACCGCCUGCCCGUGGCGGGCCACGGCGUCUCCGUACGAGUCUCCACCGGCAGCACGCUCUUCCUCGUGCACGUCGACGACCACAAUUGCUCCCUGAUGAACCCUUCCCCGGUAACGACGACCCCUCUCCCUGAGGCCGCCGGCUGGUUCCGAGAAAACCCGGCCGUCCGGAAGGUGUUAAUGUCCGAUCACCUCGUCGCCGCCCUGGUGAAGUCCAAAGACAUCUACGGUUCCAAGACCACCAAGGUCAUCAUCUCCACCCGUGGGCAGCCAUGGGACAUCACGAGGUGCUCCACGACGGAGUGGGCGGCGCCUGAAGACAGCUGCGUCAUAGAUAUUGCGCUCUUCAAAGCAAAGCUCUACGUCCUCCUCGACACAGUCCUCUUCGACACAGAAGACGAGGAAUAUGGACAGGUGCAUGAGCUUCGUGUCCUGGACGAUGGCCACGAGCAGGCAACCAUCCAGGGCACCCCAGUCGCCGGGUUUGAGGACGAUUUUGAUCCUUACGAGACCGACGCGUACGGGCAGCGGCACUACCUCGUCGUCUCCGGCGAUCGGCUGCUGAUGGUGCAACGAUGGAUCAACCUGCCGCCAAUAUUUCCGAUCGACUCAGGGAUCGAGAAGCGGACCCGACUCUUCAAGGUCUUCGAAGCAACGGGCCUGAGCAGCGGCUGUGGACAAUGGACCGAGGUCGAUAGGUUGACGGGGCGCGCGCUCUUUGUCAGCGAAGGCUGCUCAGAGUCUCUCCCAGCCGGGGGUCAAUCUAGCGGCGUCGGAGUUCGAGAAGACUGCAUCUACUUCCUGAACGACGAAACUUGUGAGAAUCCCUUUCCAGACUCCGGCGCGUACAACAUGAGAGACCAGACAGUGGCGCCGUUGCUUCCGGCGACGGUGGCGGUGCCCGCAGCCGGCUACGGUCCAUGGUCUCCAACUUGGCUUUUCCCGGAGACUUGAGUUAAGCUACUAGGUACGCGGUACUACCAGUUAGGAUUUCCUUAGAUAUUGCAGUAUGUAUUGGUCAAAAAAAUUCUCUUUUCACAAUACCCAUUAGACACUUCUAAAGCCUAUGCUCGAGAUUGUGAACAAAUAAUCUUCUGUGUGGUAUGGGAUUACGGAAUUGAAUCCAGAACUAGAGUCUGCAGAUCUGCACAGGCAGGGUGUAGAGCUGCUUGUGCACAAGCAGACCCACAGAAGCAAGGUAUGCCCAAACUCCUGUAAAGAUAUUGGGUAUUGCAGUUUUAAGAAAAACAUAAACUAGAAAGAUUUUUGCUUUAAUUAUAGGAAGAAACAGUCUCCCCUCCUACUACAUGUGAUAUAUCAUUGGCAAAAGGUAAAAGGUUCAAAGCUAUCAAAUGAUUUGAUUGCGAAAUAGUGAGGUAAAUAUAUAGAAACCUAAUGCACGCAACUCCAGAUAUUUAUUGGUAGUUUAGGUCAACUGAAAGAUGUUAGUGGGUUUUACUUGUUGAGCUGUGUAAUCAAAUCCAUUGAGUUCAUAUUUCAUAUAUUUGCAUAACUGGUUAAUUGCAAUGUCCAAUUUAUGAUGGAUCAUGAUGAAAUGUGAAAGUUUCAGACAGAAGUCAGAACCAGCGCCCAAUUUGAAAUUCCAGCAUCUAUCCGAUCAGCCUCCUAAUCAAAUGCCGUAAAAACAAACAAUAAUCAUUGUCGAGUUUGAUAUUCCUAAUCUUAUGAACUUCUAUAAUUCCUAACCAUAAAACUCAUCUUACACAUGUUACUCAAACUGAAUCCUUAAUGUGCACUCUGGUGAAGACGCGAGUUAAGCUAAUAAGAUUGAGUGCAGCUGUGCAGGUACAAAAACUGACUUUGUAUGAUUAGAUUGAAUAAAUUGCCAGGAUGAUGUCAAUAUUAGUUUGCAAUCAGAAUUUAGAACACAUAUUAAUUUGCAACUUUGCAUCAUAUAAGAUGUGCUCAUUACCAACACAGGCCCAGAGCAACAAGAAUCGACCAUAACUUCUGAUGAA